CAGCUGUUGUAGUAGGCAGGGCCUGGCAGUCCAGGAAGCUUGCCUCUCCCUCUCCCUCUCUCUCUCUCUCUCUCUCUCCCUCCCUCUCUCUCUCUCGCUCUCUCGCUCUCUCACGCUCUCAUCUCAGCCACUGGAACAAUGGGAGACAUGGCAGCCUCUCCUGUCGGCGCAGCCACACAAUAUGCUGUAGGAGUGCGGCGGUAAUUUCUGUGCGGCGUGCAGAAGGAGAGCUGGGAGGCGGCUGCGCGGCGCUAGGAGAGGCUGCUCUCUCGGCUUGGCCAGCAACGCGGCGUUAGAGCGGCGGCGGUUUGUGCAGCCCGCGCUGCCCAUGCUGGGAAUCGCAGGUCUGGGCUUCCAGGACGCUGCUGCUGGGGGAGCUGAGAGGAUAGCGAUGCGGAGCUUCCGUGAGGAAGGACGUCGGCGUUAGAGGAAGGAAGGUUGUUGCCCGUCAGACAGCGAUUGCAGAGAGAUUGGCUGAGGGCUGACAACACCGCCUCCAUCUGUUCCAUUCUGAGGAAAGCCAGGUGCAAAGGCAGUACAGAGAGGACCUCUGAGUAAGCAUGUAAUUGCAGGUGUGUGUAUCACGCAGCACCUUUUUGUGACUAAUGAACAUGACAGGUGUGGGAGGGGGUCGAAUGGCAGCGGUGAGCAUUUUACUGCCCAAAGCGAAAUGUAAUUUUCAGGUGGAGAUGUCUGAAGACAACGAGCCCAGAGACUGUGAUGAGGCAUUGGAGUCAGAAGAGGGCGAUGUUGAGCCGUUCCUGGAGGAACUGGAGAGCAGCAGGGAGCUGCUGGAGAGGCUGAGGGAGCUGGAGGCAGAAAACUCUGCAUUAGCUUUAGCAAACGAGAGCCAGAGAGAGGCGUAUGAAAGGUGCCUGGAUGAGGUGGCCAAUCAUGUUGUACAAGCUCUACUCAACCAGAAGGACCUGCGAGAAGAGUGCAUUAAGCUGAAAAUGCGGGUGUUCGAUCUGGAGAGGCAGAACCGGACCUUGACAGAGUUCUUUCACCAGAAACUGCACAGCCAGUUCAGCACUGGACAGCAGCUACCAUCUGAACUCCAUACAGAGCACAACCCUGAGCUUCUACCCAAAGGCCCAGACAAGUCUGCCACUGUGCAGAGCGAAGGGCAGGCCAAGACCAAUGGGGACUGCACACCGAACGGCGCAGCAGACACGCCAGGCCCCACUGCCUCGAUGGAGGCACUUUCUCCGUUCUUUAAGAAGAAAGCACACAUCCUUGAGGUCCUCCGUAGACUAGAGGAGACGGAUCCAUUGAAGUUCCAUCCCUACCCAGGCCUUCCUGCCUAUUAUGACUUUAGCCAAGCCCUGAUCCCCACAGAAUCUGCCCUCGUCCCUGGUGUCGCCCCCAGCCAUCAACACAAAGGACCCCAGUCACACUGUCGCCAUUCCUGCUCGGACUCUGACAUCCAUGAGUAUGCGAAUGGCGACAGGACGCUACCUGAGGACCACGGCCUGGAGUACGAGGGCUGCCAGUCUUGUCUUAUGCUCUCUCAGAAGAGCCUGGCAGGUGUCUUAAAGAGUAACCAAGGUCACGUAUCUUCGCACCCAAGCAGACCAGAUGACUUCAGUGGUGGCAGCUGGCCGGAGGUUCAGGGAGCCUCUGCACCGGCCACCGUGCUAACAAGUGACAACACAGACCCAGCAGCCGGGGCCGAGAAGCCAGAUGAUGUCCCACAACUCAUAAGCACAAAUUCCUAUCUCUACUCAGGACUCAAGGACACCACUCAUGCCGGUGUCGCUCAUCAGGAGCCAAGCCUGGCCGCGACGUCGGCGGAGGCAAAGAGCGUUGGCCUCCAUGGGGAGAGCUCCGAAGAGCAGCCCAGCUUUGCCCACACAGUGCCAAGGGAAGAGACGCAGAGUGAAGCCUCCCGUCCGGCCGAGAACAUGAACCUUGAAAAUUUUCACGACUUGAAUGCAGCACAGGUUGUCGGAACAGAGCAGUGCUACUUUGAAGUGGCCGCAGAAACAAGUGUGAAGAAUAGCUUGCUUACAAAUACCUCAAACGCCCCAAUUCCCAAGGUUCCUGACAGCUCCACGAUUGAAUAUUGUGAGCAAGAAUCUAGAGAACAGAUUUGCAGUGAGCUGUAUUUCUCUCCUAAUGAGGCCUCCCGUUCCAAAAAGGUAGCGGCUGAUUCUUACCUUCCACCCCCUUCACCUGAGAAGAACAGCAUGGUGCAGCAGCCUCCUAAUGAAAAAGCCAAGCUUGUGCUUAGUCCAACCUCCUUCAGCGAAGUCAAACCUUCACCCAUCUCCUCCCCGUCUAGGCUGUUGAGGUUCCUGAAGAUUCCGUCGAUUGGUGAGCGGGCGCAAGCUGCCAAUCCACUCCGCCUCAGCCCCCAGCUUACUCGCAGUUCCAAGAUCCCCUGUAGAAACAACUAUGAGGUCCACCAUUCUCCCGUUCUGGCUCGCAAAGCCACCACCACUGAGAGGGAGAAGCAGCCGCAGUCAUCCAAGGUUGACUCCUACCCAUCUGCACAUUCAGCUCCAACUUCCCCACCGAAGCCAGAAGAUGACUGUUUGCCCAUUGCCAGGGAGAUCAAUUUUAGUGGUGCGUCUGUGCCGAAAGCCAGUCACAGUGCCAAAUCAGCACCGCUUUCUCAACCUCAAAGAGGCUUCCAGAAGGUUCCUCACUAUGAAAAUGUCUGUGAUGUUCCUACUUCCUGUCACCUGGAUUGCUCCUCCCAGUGUUUCGAGGGAACAAACAUACCCAACUUUCUCCCUUAUCCACAAAAUGAAACUUGCAUCAAUAAGCAGCCCAAAAUACAAGAGAAGAAGAUUGUUAGCCCAUCUUUCAAGCAGCACAACGUGUCAAGCACAGCUGAGCAACCCUGUGAUUUCUCUCCCUCAGACCUAGAACCUCAUACUGAGGGCACAGUCUGGUGCAACCUCCAUGAUCACCACAGCCUGUCAACCUCUUCUGCCUCCCAGAGAGCUCAGAGCAGCUGUAGCCAUCCCAGCAUAUCUGAGAGACACGAAAAGGUCUCCGAAAGCUCCUCGAGGAGUUCGGAAGCUGUCGUACUGCAAGAUGGGGCUCAAAGAGGUGAUCCAACCUCCAUUCCGAAGAAAACAGUUGCUGUGAAGCCACCAAGUGAUUCCAGUCAUCACCUAUUUAAGGAACGCCUGGCAGCCCUUGGAAAGCUCAAGACCACGGAAGAACUGAUAGUCACAACUCAGCCCACAGAUAAGAAAGAUACACAGUGUAAUGCUGGUAAAGUCGUGUCCCCCAGCAUGGGGCAGAAAAGUAAAACUGCAGAGAGGCACUGUGAUCGAGGCGUACCGGAACACAAGCCCCCAAAACACACAGACUCACUCGACAGUAAGCCGUACCCUAAGCCUGGGGGCCACGCCACCAAGUCCCCUGCACCAUGUCAGUCAUAUGAGCCAGGGAGUAAGUCCUUAACCACCAGCUCAGUAAUACCUAAGGCCGAGCUGGAGACAUUCGGAUCCAAAAUAUAUGUAGCAAAGGCAGAGGGUCCAAAGAUAAAGGUGAACUUGCCUUCUUCAAGCCCCGACCCCCCCCAGGUGCUGCGUAACUACAUGAAGUGUAGCUCUGCCCCGAAUCCCCCUUACAGUAGCAAAACUGCUCCCAGCCCUCAGAACAGCCCCACCAAGGUCCCAUCUAAAUCGCCGUCCAAGCCUGCUCAGGCUGCCUCCAACCCAAGGCCGACUAAAACAAGCCAGGAUGACCGUGUCUCUCAGAAGCCAUCGCCGCGGUCAGAGGACAAGAGCAAGUUCACCGGCAGCAAAAAGAAGAGCCCGGCCUGUGUGGAGAGCGCUCCCCCUGGCCCGCUGAAGUCAGCAGAAGCCAUGGAUGACAGGAGACCCUUUGUCUCUGCUCCUCAGUCUGCUAUUGAGCAGAAGGUGAUGAAGGGCAUAGAAGAGAACAUGCUGAAGCUGCAGGAGCAGGACCGUGGUCACGCGGCCGAGGUCAAACAGAAGGCCUCCAAUGGCAUCGCCAGCUGGUUCGGCCUCAAGAAGAGCAAGCUACCAGCCCUCAGCCGUAAGCCUGAGAUGUCCAAGCUUAAGAUAGGCAUGCCCUCUGCUGGCAAGGAGGCCAAAACGGCUGCAAAGAAGAAGCUGGAGGUUGAGAGUCUGAACAUCUCAAAGCUGAUGGAGAAGGCCGAGGAUCUGCGGCGUGCUCUGGAAGAAGAGCGGGCUUACAUGAACGGGGUAGCCCUGGAUCGGCCUGGCAGAGGUCACUCCUGUGAGGUGGUGAUGGAUCAGUCCCAAGGCCAGCUGUCUGUAAUGUACAGGGGAGUCUCCUCUGACAACUUUAUGCAGCAGUUACUGAACCGUGUGGAUGAGAAGGACCCAGGCAGUUUUGGAAUCACCUCCCGGCGCCUUUCCUUUGACUCCAAAAAGUCGAGGCCUAUUUUCAGCCAUCAGAGAAGUGACAUCAGUCAUACUAAGAGCAGUGGAGAAAUUGAAAAGGGCUCAGACCUGAUCAGUAAAGAUGUCCAAUCAGAUGAGAUUCUGGCAGAAUCCAUAAAUUCUCAACACUUCACAGGUUCCGGGUCCUCCAUGCGAACCCUUGACAGCGGCAUCGGUACCUUCCCUUUGCCGGACUACGUCAGCGGCGCGGCUUUGAAAAGUGCCCCCAAGGCCAAGUCCCAGGGAGAGCAGGAGAUCUUUGGUCCCCAAGGGAAACUUGGACCCGUGACGAAGGUUCCCCGCAAGGCUCACACACUGGAAAGGGAGCUGUCGUCCCUGGAGGAGGUUGAUCCGUGUAGCUUGUACAGCUCUGCGCUGGAAGGAAAGAGCUCAGUAGUGCAUCUCUCCGGCACAAUCCAUGAAGAUGCUGAUGACUAUGGGGCAGAUGUACAGUCUCCGCCCAUGAAGAACUGGACUGUGCCCAACAUGAAGGCUCCUGCGGUGCCAGCAGAGGUCUACCUGGGCGUCAAGGAGGAGAUGGACCCAGCGGGGCAGGCCCCCUUCCGGAGGGCCAUGAAGGCCUGCACUCCGACGCCGCGUGACAGCGACCCCGCCAGCUUGCCGCUGCCCCCUCCGGUUUGUCUGGCCCGGCGUGGCAAAAGCCAGACCCCUAUCGCCGCAGAGAUGAGCAAAGAUGGUGGGCUGGAGCUGAUCAAAGAGCAGCCAGAUGACAUCCUGUCCCCCAGCCGGCCACAGACCCUGGAGACUCCGGAAUCGCUGAGCGACUCUCUGUAUGACAGCCUGUCCUCCUGCGGCAGUCAGGGAUGAGGGCAGGGUCUCAGGCUCGUGUAGGUGGGCAUCCGGGAAACCGCCGUUCAGCGGGCCGCUGCUCAAGCGCCCAGAGCAGGCAGUGCAGUCUUGUGACGUCAGCCCCCCGCCCCAACACCCGCCGCUGCCCGUUUCUCAGAGUCUGGCUGCUGGGGACAGACCCCCCCCCCUCCCCACGCUUUCUCAAAAUGACACUCACAAUGAGACUUUCUGAAGACGGACAAACUGGCCGGGCUAAAAUCCCAGCCAGAGGAAGCAGACGGUCACCAGAACUGUUUAUACAGUGUGUUCUCUCACGCACACGCACACGCACACACACACACAUUCACUUUACAGCUUCAUCUAGGCAUGACUGGCAUCCAGACACACUACUUUCAGAGCAGCCUGUCCUGGAAGUGUGCUACCAUUUAGCUGCAGGAGACGCAAAUGCCUGCACUCCUCUCUGCCACCAGAGAGCCAUUUAUCUGAGUAUUUCGUUCACAAUGGAGUCGCCUCAGGAAAGUGGGAGAUCUCAUCGAAUUAUUUACAUCUGCAUUGAUGCGCAGAUUUCAAUACAAUUACCCAUAAAGCAUUGGGCAGCCUAUAAAAGAUUGAAGCCAAUACUGCCAAUGUGUUUAAAGCAUUCUUUUUUAUGAUGAUGAUUAUUAUUAUUAUUAUUGUGUUGUUGUUGUUGUUGUUAUUUGUUAUUGUUUAUUUUGUAACAUGUUAUACAAAUCAGGCUUCCAUCCAUUUUAUCACUUCUGGAAUUUGUUUUGAAAUGUGAAUGUUACUUGUGUUUUUAUUUUGUUGAUCUUUAUUUUUUAACUUAAAUAAUAAUAAUCUUGGUGCAGAGACUCUAACUCUGUUUUCUCCAAAAUAAAGAGGUCAUUGUCAGGA
Molecule: messenger RNA, 6095 nt
Organism: Paramormyrops kingsleyae
Lineage: Eukaryota; Metazoa; Chordata; Actinopteri; Osteoglossiformes; Mormyridae
Product: nck-associated protein 5-like
Biological process (GO): microtubule depolymerization; microtubule bundle formation
Cellular component (GO): microtubule plus-end
Source: RefSeq, a predicted model, not a curated record